AUGAACGUCCUCAAGAGUGCCGGUUCUUAUGUGUAUAAUAUCAUACCAUCCUUCCAAGGAGAAGAAGCAGCCCAGCCAGAUAUGCCUGAUCAAGACCCGUCAGCUACACCCUCAGAUCCACCACCGUCCUAUGAGGCCUCUCAUCCAUCAAAACCACUCCCAAAACCACUCCCACCGUCCCUCCCGGUGCUCACAAGCCUCCGCAAGAAGCGAGUAAUACUCGCCUCGGCCUCACCACGCCGCAAACAAAUCAUCGCCUACCUUGGCCUGCCAAACAUCGAAAUCAUACCCUCAAAUACAGCGGAGAACUUCCCCAAAACCCUCACACCAUUCGAAUAUGUGCUUGAAACAGCAAUGGAGAAGGGCCUGGCGGUGUACAAGCAGGAAAUAGACAAUGAAGAAAAGGGCGAGCCGGCACUGAUUCUUGCCGCAGAUACGAUUGUCGUCAACCCCUCGACGGGAGAGAUACUUGAGAAACCUCGCUCAGAGGCACAACAUAUGGAAAUGUUAAUGGGGCUGCGAGAUGCGGGGGAUCACAAAGUGUAUACGGCAAUUGUUGCUAUAGCGCCUCUGGAAAGUGCGCGGGCUCCUGGAUAUGCGGUUGAAUCGGUGGUGGAGGAAACGAGCGUUCGAUUUGAUGCACAAAUCACAGACGAACUGCUUCUUGCGUAUGUUAGGACACGAGAAGGCGCCGAUAAGGCUGGAGGGUACGGGAUGCAGGGGCUGGGAUCAGUGCUGGUGGAAAAGAUUGACGGAAGCUACGACAAUGUUAUCGGCCUACCAUUGCGAGCUACUCUUAUGCUGAUUGAGAAGGUUAUGGCGACUGCAGACGAGGACGCAGAGAUAGACAGCGGCGCAUUGAUAGCUGACGAUUAA
Arthroderma uncinatum is the source of this 876-nucleotide messenger RNA. RefSeq lists its product as uncharacterized. Gene Ontology annotation, molecular function: nucleoside triphosphate diphosphatase activity. The record is from RefSeq and is a predicted model, not a curated record. Bases 1 to 876 code for a protein of 291 amino acids. NCBI's taxonomy places the organism in Eukaryota, Fungi, Ascomycota, Eurotiomycetes, Onygenales, Arthrodermataceae. The transcript has a single exon.